This is a messenger RNA of Ailuropoda melanoleuca (giant panda), 7445 nucleotides long. RefSeq names its product cysteine and serine rich nuclear protein 2 (gene CSRNP2). The record is from RefSeq and is a predicted model, not a curated record. The transcript is spliced from 6 exons. NCBI's taxonomy places the organism in Eukaryota, Metazoa, Chordata, Mammalia, Carnivora, Ursidae. Gene Ontology annotation, cellular component: nucleus. Bases 3265 to 4896 code for a protein of 543 amino acids. Gene Ontology annotation, molecular function: sequence-specific DNA binding; DNA-binding transcription factor activity, RNA polymerase II-specific. Gene Ontology annotation, biological process: regulation of transcription by RNA polymerase II.
CCGGAGCCUAUUGUUAGCCGGAGCCGGGGCGGUUCUGGGCGUCUGCUACCGGGGGCGCCCGAGUUGCUGGAGCCGCCCGCCCUCCGCCGCCUGCCGGCCGACCUGCCCAUCCGCCCUCCCUCCCAGCCCUGCCGCCCUGGGAACUCCCCGACCGUCGCCCCGGGCCCGGGACUCACUGUCUCCUCUCUCCUUCCCACCCGGGCUAGGGCGGCGGCGGCGGCGGCGGCAGCGGGGGCGGCAGAGACCAUCACGGGAGGAGGCAGCUGCGGCGGGGCCGGUAAUGGGCCUGGGGGUGCGGGGCGGAGGGUGCCGCCUCGUCCUUUCUCGGGAUCGGCCCUCGGGCGGCUGUGGAGGAGUGGUCAACUCAGAGCUGCGCGGAUGGAGGGCUCAGGUUCCUGAUGUCUCCCAUUUUUCUGGCGUUGUGGGAGAAAACGAAAGCAUCACUUGCCCUGGCUGCUAGCUUUAUCAUUUUUCACAGGCCCAAAGACGCAGCUGACUGCCAUCCAUCCCUUUUAGAGCCAUGGUCUUGAUUUAUCCUUUUAAAGGGGUUAGAGUGGCGGUGUGAUACGCAAACCGUUCUUCAAUAUGAAAUGUUAGAAGUUAUCCCCAAGAGACACAGUGUCCUCUUGUCCUGCAGUUUUCAGUUUAAGAAGCCACUAUUCCGGGAGUGGAAGUGGGGAAGACCUAGAGAAAAGGGCGAAGGAGAAUGGAACAAAGAGCCAGCAGUCCUUGCUGCACCAGAGGAAGUGAUACCCCUGAGGGCAGCUGGGUUAAGACAGUGAGAAUUUUAAUAAUAAAGAUGAUUUUGGACCAAACCCAACCUCAUGCAGGGCUUAAAGAGAAAUAUUCAAAGGGAAGCCACAACUACUGGAAGCAAAGGGACACGGGAAGAAAGGACAGGCCUGCACAUUUGCUUCCAGUCAUAAAGCCCUGCAUGCUUCCUGACUGAGGAAAAAGCCACUUUCCCAGUAGCAACACUAGACAUCUCAGUUAAAACUGAAGCUGGGCUUAUUAGGCCCUUUCUGAGAAAGCAGAUUUUCAGCUCCAUCUGAGUUUUCAUGUGGUUGAGAACGUCUUCAAGUGGGGAGGAAAAACUCAAUUCGGUGGUCAACAUUAUUCUCUCUCUUUUUUUUUUAUCCCACCCACAUAAGUUCUCAGUUGUAAAGAUUACCAACCCCCGUCAUCGAAUGGAAUAAGAAAUUUGUUAGUUAAGAGGUAUCUUUAAACCCAGCUCCAACCUUACCCCAUUCAAAGGUCCUUGGCUCUCUCCAUUCGUAAUAUGUCCUAGGAAUGUGAGCUCUGAUGGGAAGAUCAGUAACCUCAAGAACAGAAUCGACACUUUGGGUUCAUUUUUAAAUUUCAUUACAAUUCUUUUUAUUUUUUUUAAAGAUUUUAUUUAUUUAUUCGACAGAGUUAGAGACAGCCAGCGAGAGAGGGAACACAAGCAGGGGGAGUUGGAGAGGAAGAAGCAGGCUCACAGCAGAAGAGCCUGAUGUGGGGCUCGAUCCCAUAACACCGGGAUCAUGCCCUGAGCCGAAGGCAGAUGCUUAACCGCUGGGCCACCCAGGCGCCCCUAAAUUUGAUUACAAUUCUUUCCAAGUACUUGAUUUUUUUCCCCUCCUCUCUGGCCAAAUUUAGUUCAGGAAUGUGCUUGUCUGAGACCUAGGAUGGCUGAGGUUUCUUAGGUACAUCUUGGGACUCGAAUGCAGAAUUUUGAUGAGAUCUGGAUGGAUAGAUCAGGAAAUCUCUUCGCUCAAGUACUUAUUAGGUCUGGUUGACUACGUAGAGCUGAUCCAAGAGCAGGCACAUUGCUUCUGAGAGACACAGGCCAGAAAAACAGCUCUGUCGCAGGCAUCUCUUGACACCACAGUAUAUUCUGGGUAGCUCUGCAGUAACGCGGCCCUGUCUUUCUGGGCAGUGUUGUUAUUCCUGCUGCAUAAUUAGCAGUGAGAUCAUAGUCUGGGGAGAUUCGGGCAUUACUGAGGCGAAGCAGGGAGGCUUCAUAUCAUCACUUGUGGCCCCGGCUCUGACAGCAUUUCUGUCGAGCAGAUUUAUCUUCUUGGGAACUUAAGUCCAAAGAUGGAGAAGGGGAAAGAUUUGUACCUGGGAAAUGGACCAUUCCAGACUCUGUGUGUGCGCGACAUGUUGAAAACACUGCCCGCCAUAUUGACGUCACCAGAGUCCACUGUCACUUUAGCUAUUUGUUUCCCCCUGCCAGCUUCUUCACAGAGGACUAAAAUGGUAAAGCUAAGUUUUCCUCGCCCAGGGGAUGAUGAUGAUAGACCCGCUGAGCCCUAUUUUACGGAGCUGUGUGAGAUUGGAAAAGAUUCUGGGUUUUGAAGGCAGUGCAGAUUCUAAUCUUCAUUCUUUAGAACCAGAUUUGACCUUUCUAGGAGCCUGGUGAGACACUUCACCCUUGUGAAAAUCUGGGUAAAGUGUUUCCCUGGCUUCUGAUGUACUGUGAACCUUAGAACCUAGAGCGGUAUUUCUCCAAGUGCGUUCCAAGAAUCAUUUGCCUCCUGAGACGCUCUGGAAACAAAGGGUUCCAUAAUCGGGUAUGGGGACCCCUGCACUGUGUUUGCUCUCACCCUUCACCAUGCUUAUUAACAUGUUUAAAGCCUCUAAGCUAUCCUCUCAAAAGCACUUUUUAAACUAUUUGGAGACAGUGGUCCUAUUUCCAUGUAAAGCUAUUAAUAUCCAUGGAACUAGUUUAUUUAAUAUAUACACUUUGGGAAAAGCCAGGCUAAAUUUUCACUAGGAAAAAUAAUUGGAUCUACUCUAGGUUCAGGCACAGCCUAAUUCUGCCUCUGAUCCCUAGUCCCUCCUACUGGCCCCUUGGAGAGCUCUCCUGUGUGAGCACAGAAGCAGCUCCCGUUAUCCCCGGGCUAGUGAAACCCAGAGCCCAGCUGGCUUAGAACCAGAGGCCUUCACUGUGCUCGGAAAGGUGCUGCUGUUUCUCAUCUCGUUAUUCUACGAGCCACUGAGACUGGAGGGGCUAAAGAGAAAUAAAAGUAGGAGAAUGUUGGCCAGAAUAAGUAGAGAAAUGACCUAGUCUCGAGAGACCAGACAUCAGUGCUAGCUCAGGGACUUCCUGUCUUCGUUUGGAGAGCUGUGUGUAUAGACUUGGGAGGGGUCUGGCUCAGGAUGGGAAUGCUGAUUCCUCUUUUCCCCUGGGCAGAAUCCUAAUGCACCUGGCUAACUGGUGGUGAGCUGGGGCUUUGGGGCCAACUUGGUGGGCUCCCCAAGGAAACCCCUUUGAAACCAAUGGAUGCAUUCACGGGCUCGAGUCUCAAGAGGAAGUUUGAUGAUGUGGAUGUGGGCUCAUCAGUUUCCAACUCAGAUGAUGAGAUCUCCAGCAGUGACAGUGCUGACAGCUGUGACAGCCUCAAUCCUCCUACAACUGCCAGCUUCACACCCACAUCCAUCCUCAAGCGGCAGAAGCAGCUGCGGAGGAAGAAUGUCCGCUUUGACCAGGUGACCGUGUACUACUUUGCCCGGCGCCAGGGCUUCACCAGCGUGCCCAGCCAGGGCGGGAGCUCGCUGGGCAUGGCCCAGCGCCAUAACUGCGUACGCAGCUACACGCUCUGUGAGUUCGCCCGGGAGCAGGAGGUGAACCAUCGGGAGAUUCUCCGUGAGCACCUGAAGGAGGAGAAGCUCCAUGCCAAGAAGAUGAAGCUGACCAAGAAUGGGACAGUGGAGUCGGUGGAGGCCGCCGGCCUGACCCUGGAUGACGUCUCAGACGAAGAUAUUGACGUGGAGAACGUGGCAGUGGAUGAUUACUUCUUCCUGCAGCCCCUGCCCACCAAACGGCGACGAGCCCUGCUGAGGGCUUCGGGGGUCCACCGCAUCGAUGCUGAAGAGAAACAAGAACUGCGAGCCAUCCGCCUGUCACGGGAGGAGUGUGGUUGUGACUGUCGCCUGUAUUGUGAUCCAGAAGCGUGUGCCUGUAGUCAGGCUGGGAUUAAAUGCCAGGUGGAUCGCAUGUCCUUUCCAUGUGGCUGUUCGCGGGACGGCUGCGGGAACAUGGCGGGGCGCAUAGAAUUUAAUCCAAUCCGGGUCCGGACUCAUUACCUCCACACCAUCAUGAAGCUGGAGCUGGAGAGCAAGCGGCAGGUGAGCCGCCCCCCGGCCCUGGACGAGGAGCCCUCCCCCGCGGCCAGCGGCAGCCUGACAGGGGCCCAGGGCUCGGAGACGCAGGACUUCCAGGAGUUCAUUGCCGAGAACGAGACGGCGGUGAUGCACCUGCAGAGUGCGGAGGAACUGGAGCGGCUCAAGGCCGAGGAAGACUCCAGCGGCCCUAGUGCCGGCCUGGACUCCAGCAUAGAGAGCCUGGGCGUGUGCAUCCUGGAGGAGCCCCUGGCGGUUCCCGAAGAGCUGUGCCCGGGCCUGACAGCCCCCAUUCUCAUCCAGGCUCAGCUGCCCCCGGGCUCGUCGGUGCUGUGUUUUGCCGAGAACUCAGACCACCCCGCUGCCUCGGCAGUGAACAGCCCGUCCUACUUGAACAGUGGGCCGCUGGUCUAUUAUCAGGUGGAGCAGAGGCCGGUCCUGGGGGUGAAAGGAGAGCCGAGUACAGAAGAAGUCCCACCCUCUUUCCCCAAGGAGAAGGAUCUGAACGUCUUCUCUCUCCCUGUUACCUCACUGGUGGCCUGUAGCCCCACAGACCCAGCCGCCCUGUGUAAAUCAGAAGUGGGGAAAACGUCCACUCUAGAAGCGCUAGUGCCCGAAGAUUGUAACCCUGAGGAGCCCGAGAAUGAAGACUUCCGCCCCUCUUGGUCCCCCUCGAGCCUCCCCUUCCGCACGGACAAUGAAGAGGGCUGUGUGGUGGAGAAAGCCUCACAGCAGAGUGAGGACAGGCCCCCCGAAGAUUCUUCCCUAGAACUCCCUCUGGCAGUGUGACACGGGGUGGGGAUUCUGCCUGUCACCCAUUCUCUAUUUAUUCCCUUAUUUUAUCUAACACCAUUUCAAAACAAAACUGAAGAAGCAGCUGCUACUCCCAUGUUAUUUUAUUGGGGCCUUGGGGGGAUGGGUGGGAAAGAAUUGUUUGUAAAAGUAUUUUUUAAAGGGUAAACGGAACCAAGGAGACCAGUCCCGGCUUGAUCUGGGGAGAGUCCGGGGGCCGAGGAGGCUGCGUGGUGCUGAACACUGAGCUCUCUGGGCCACUGGAUCAAAGAAUGAGGAUCUCCCAGGAGAAGCUGGGUAAUUCAAGCAGCUAUUCUUUAUGUAGGGACCAGAACACAAUAAUUUGAACAGCAUGGCAAAGCCCCUUCUCCUUUCCUGCGCUCCAGGUGGGGCACAAGCUCAUUAUCUCAUCAGUCACCACCCCGAUAGCCCACUUUGGUGUUACCGUCAUCAGCUGGAAUGUCAUCUGGUCACAUCUAAGGAGGCGUGGAUAGAAGGGUCUCUGCUUCUGUAGACGACCACCAGGAUUUGUACAAAUGUACCCUGCCUUCCCUGGCCCCUAUUUGGUAAAUAAGUUAAUAUUUGACAUGUUUGGUGUUCUCUGACCUGUUCCCCACACUGGGGAUUUCUGGUCUGUAACUUGAAUUAUUUCUUUCACAUGUUAUUAGGUACUAGAGUUAAGCUUGUCCAUUUAUCUUUUCCCCCCUCCUGCCUUUUCCCUCGAAGAAAAAGCUAGAUUGGCUGGGGAUGUGGCCUAAAGAGCCGGAGUCUUCUGUCUGCGUCUAACGCCCGCUCUGUCAGGCGGCUCUAGGCUGGGACUCACACGUCCCAUGGGAGGCAUAUAUGCAGCACUAACUACGUCCCAAAGAGGCAGCAGGAACAGGCUGCUGUCUGGAAAGAAGACUUUAUUUGUCCCACACUUGCUUUUUCACCCAGGUCCCUCCCACUCUGGGAGGUUUGAGCUUUGAAGGAACAUAGGAUGUGGCAAUCUAAAGUCACUGACUAGUUUUUGUUCUUUUUUUCUGUAUCUACCCUUGUGGUCCUUGGAUAGACAGGGUUGGAGAGUUCUUAAACUAUUCCUGUCCACCCACCGCCCCCAGCCCCAAGAACUGCAGACAUUUAUUGGAUCCCUCCAUCUUGAUAAUGUCAAAAUUGCAAGCCAAACUAAUUCUUAAAUGCAGCUCCCAGGUUCCAAAGAAUUCAAGUUCUGACUAUAACCUUUGAGAUCGAUCAAGUGGGACUCAAAUUCACUUCUUACCUCUACGGGGUGGGGGGGGCACACAGUUCCUAUUCACCUUAUGUCCAGCUUACGUUCCAGGAUGUGCUCCACUGAACGCCACUGAAUUCUUUUUAUUAGCAGUUACCUCUGCCUCCAUUUGGAGGCAGGAGGGAGCAAAACACUCUUCUCCAGCACCCUUGACAUCAUGCUUCCCUUCUGGUAUGGUUUAUUAACCAGGAAAGAAAACAGUGAUAACCUUUUCGGUUUGGGUGGGGGAGAGAACUCUUCCCACCUACCCUGCUCACCAAGCUGCUUUGUGGAACGUUAACGCGCCCUGUACGUAUGUCGCAGCAGCGUUCCACCUAUGAGAUCUCUCAACUGAGCCUGAGAGGCCUUGUACUUAAACAGAUAGAUCUUUUAACCCAGUCUGCCUCUCCUGUUCAUUCCAGUUUUGCUUGGUUUUAUAUUUGGAGGGGAGUUCUUAAGUACAGGACCUUGUCUCCCCCCCAUCCUCUAGCCUCAUGAAACAGUCUUAAGUACCCGAGAUCUAGACACUCUCCCACCUUCAGCCGGCUCCUUGAAUACAAGACUGAAGCUUCGCUGCAAAUUUGACUCUGGAGAAGAAUCUUCCUGAAAGUUUGUGUUGGAGGGGGAGGGUGGGCUCCAUACAUUCCCUCCUUAGGAAGGCUCCAGCCUCACCUAGGAAGUGGAUUCCAGCUGCUCACUAAGAGACACUUUAGCCUUUGGGAUCAAACCAAGAAUCUGAAUCUAAUUGUCAAACUGCCUGCCAGCCCCCAAGAUAUUUGGUUUUUCUGAAACACUAGUUUCUUCACUUGAUCUUAGCCAAAAGGCCAAGAAGCGAUAUCUGAAAAACUAGUUUCUUAAUCCAAGUCCAUCCCUCCCUUAACAAUUCUGUUGCUGAUCCCCAGUUUUUAAUGCUGAAUAUUAACAUUGAGCAUUAAUCGUCUUGUCAAGCAAAGGGCCUUUUCUACAACCUAGUCCAUCUCGUUUCUGGUGCUACCUGAGCUGGACAGAAUUCUAGCUCACGGUUGCUAGAAAAGCUAAGCCUAGGCCUCUGAUCACAGGAGCAGAUGGCUUCGGUCCCGCUCAGUCUAGGCCUAGAUAAAAGAAAUCUUAUUGCAACUCAUUAUUUUCCAGUUUCCUUUCUCACAUACUGUAUACAGGUAGUAUUUUCAAUGUGAAUCCAAAGCUUGUCUGGUUCUCUGAAAAGAUUUUUUUUUUUUUUUUGCCUUUUAGGUCCUUUACAUUGUGAUAAUGCUGUAUUUAAAGAGAAUAUUUAAAUGUAAUAUUAAAGAAAUAUUCAGAA